AUGAAGUUAUCGCCCACUACACUGACCAUCGCUUCGUUGAUUGGUUCUAACGUUAUCGUCUCUGCUUUACCGUAUGCGGCAGAUAUCGAUACCGAUUGUACUACCACUGCUCACCGUUCUCAUCAGCAUAAGAGAGCCAUUGCUGUUACGUACGUAUACGAAACGGUCACUGUCGAUAAAAACGGGCAAACCGUAAGUCCAACUUCAGUCGAAACAUCUUCUACAGUCGCUUCUACUACCACUUUGGUUCCUGAAUCUUCGGUCGUCAGGUCAUCUAUAAAAACUACGUCUUCUUCCGAAGAAACUGAACGAGUCUCUACCACUACCACUACUUCAUCUUCUGCUCCAACGACUUCGACCUCUUCAAAAGCUUCCACCACUGCGUCCCCUGUAUCAGUUACCACGUCUUCAGAAGUCGCCAGCUCGACUGAUAGCAUAUAUGGUGAUUUAGCAGAUUUUUCAGGACCAACUGAGAAAUUUCAAGACGGUACUAUUCCCUGUGAUCAAUUUCCAUCCGGCCAAGGUGUUAUCCCCAUUGGUUGGUUAGAUGAAAGUGGCUGGUCUGGUGUUGAAAACACCGACACUUCUACGGGCGGCUUAUGUAAGGAAGGUUCUUACUGUUCCUAUGCUUGUCAACCAGGUAUGUCCAAGACACAGUGGCCUUCUGAGCAACCAUCGGACGGAAGAUCCAUUGGUGGCUUAUUAUGUAAAAAUGGCUACUUGUACCGUUCGAACACCGAUACCGACUAUUUAUGUGAAUGGGGUGUUGAUGCCGCUUACGUCGUCUCCGAAUUGAACAAUAACGUUGCCAUCUGUAGAACCGAUUACCCGGGUACCGAAAACAUGGUGAUUCCAACUUACGUUCAAGCUGGCGACUCUUUGCCCUUGACUGUGGUUGACCAAAAUACUUACUACACUUGGAAAGGCUUGAAAACAUCCGCUCAAUACUACGUUAACAAUGCCGGUGUUUCUGUCGAAGAUGCUUGUGUUUGGGGUUCUUCAAGCUCAGGUGUCGGUAACUGGGCUCCAUUGAACUUUGGCGCUGGUUCUUCCGAUGGUGUUGCAUAUCUUUCCUUGAUCCCUAACCCAAACAACGGUGAUGCGCUGAAUUACAAUGUCAAGAUCGUCGCCGCUGACGUUUCUUCCACAGUCAUUGGUGAGUGUGUUUAUGAAAACGGUAGCUUCAGCGGCGGUACCGAUGGUUGCACCGUUUCUGUCACGGCCGGUAAAGCCAAAUUUGUUUUAUACAACUAA
Messenger RNA from Saccharomyces mikatae IFO 1815, 1254 nucleotides. It is a transcript of the gene SUN4, whose product is annotated as putative glucosidase SUN4. The transcript has a single exon. Gene Ontology annotation, biological process: fungal-type cell wall organization. The record is from RefSeq and is a predicted model, not a curated record. Lineage: Eukaryota; Fungi; Ascomycota; Saccharomycetes; Saccharomycetales; Saccharomycetaceae. Gene Ontology annotation, cellular component: fungal-type cell wall; cell surface. Bases 1 to 1254 code for a protein of 417 amino acids.